AUGGCCUCGUUUUCUCGACUCGUGCGGUUCGUUGCAAGCGAUGGACGCACAUACUAUGGUGAUGCCGUUCUUCCAGUAGGCGUUACUGACCUUGCCAAAACCAUGAAAGCCCGCGUAAUCAAAGGCAAUAUAUUCGGGCGUCACCAAGUAACUGAGCGGGUUGUAGACGUGAGAAAGCUCCUCUCUCCCCUUGCUCUCAAGGAUAUGCGAACAAUCCGCUGUCUCGGACUGAAUUACGCUCAACAUGCCAAAGAAGCAAAUAUGUCAAUCCCAGUAUACCCAGUCCUCUUUUUCAAGCCCGUAACCGCUGCUGCAGGGCCUAUGGAUCACAUUCUUGUCCCUGCUAUUGCGCAGGAAAUAGAAGGGUUAGACUAUGAAUGUGAACUGGUAAUUGUGAUUGGAAAGGAAGCAUAUAAUGUGCCUGAGUCUCGAGCUCUUGAUUAUGUUCUUGGAUACGCUGUUGGCAACGAUGUUUCCCAUCGCGAAUGGCAACUUAAACGCGGGGCAGGUCAAUGGGGUCUUGGUAAAGGGUUUGAUGGAUGGGCCCCAUUUGGCCCUGGAAUUGUUUCGACACAGUUAAUUAAGGAUCCAAAUGUGCUGGGGAUUUCCACCAAGCUCAAUAACGAAUUGGUUCAGGAUUCUAACACAAAGGACAUGAUUUUUAACGUAGCCAAAAUUAUUUCAUUCCUGUCUCAAGGAACGACUCUUUUACCUGGAGACUUGAUAUUUACUGGGACACCUGAAGGAGUGGCAAUGGGAAGGCAACCUCAACUCUGGUUAAGGAACGGGGACCAGAUCGACGUGACGUUGGAGGGUGUGGGGACCUGUAGCAAUAAGGUGGUCUUCCACCGAGUCGAGACCAAACUAUGA
This is a messenger RNA of Ophidiomyces ophidiicola, 870 nucleotides long. RefSeq lists its product as uncharacterized. The transcript has 3 exons. The coding region runs from base 1 to 870 and encodes 289 amino acids. Gene Ontology annotation, molecular function: catalytic activity. The record is from RefSeq and is a predicted model, not a curated record. NCBI's taxonomy places the organism in Eukaryota, Fungi, Ascomycota, Eurotiomycetes, Onygenales, Onygenaceae.